UUUUGGUAUGAAUAUUACACUUUUAAAAUCUAUCGUGACAAUUUUAUAAUUUUUUUUCUUUUUAACAUAAUGAUUUUAGUUACGAAAAUAGCAUAACUUAUAAGAUGGCGAUCAUUUGUUCAGUGUCUUUAAUAUUUUUCAGUUUGUUCAGUUCAGCCUUUUUUUGUCUACUUGUUGUUAGAUUUCUAUGAUACAACUUGAAGCACUACCAAAGGUACAACGAAAUCAUCUUCAAUGGGAUGAAAGUAUUUUGAACAAAAUUAAAUGUAGUGUUGAUGGUUUAUAUGAGUUAAAAAAUAAAUUUUUAAAUGAAUGGGCUGAUAAAUUUGGUAUAUUAGACGAUUCAGCAAGCGAAGUUUGGAUGAAACCUGAUAAUAUUCAUUCAAUGAUUAUGGAGUCUUGUGAAUUGAAUAAAAACAAGAAUGAGAUAACACAAUCAAAAUUUGAAGACACAAUAUCCAUAUUCAAAGAAUAUGAGUCAGUUUUUAUGUAUGCACCUGUACUAGACAAGGCGGAAUUCUGUUAUCAGUAUGGUAAAGCUUUCAAUGCGAUUGAUUCAGAUUUGUAUGCUGGUAACAUUAGUAGUCUUCAUGAUAUGACUGGUGAUGAUGAUAAUGAUACUGUCAAUGAUUUCACGAGUCCAGCAGUUCAGUGGUUAACUAAAGCGUUAAAAUUUAAUCCACAACAUUUAGAAGCAUGGUGUGAAUUAGGUGACUCAUGUUGGCGACAAGGUGAUCCUUGCCGAGCUGCAGAUCAUUUUCGACAAGCAUUAAAAAUAAAUCCAAAAUAUGUAAAGGCACUUUGUAAUUUGUCAAUGGUAUUACGUCAGCCACCUAAUACUACUACUAAUAUUAGUGAGAAUAUUGAUAAUAUAUCAUCAUAUGAAUCUGAUAAAACUAAAUCUCUCUCCUCCUCACCAUCAUCGUCGGAUACGCCGAUGAAAUGCUCUAUUUUUCAUCAAUCUGUUGAUUUAGCUCAUCAAGCAGUUAGUCAACAGCCUACAAAUGGUUAUGCAUGGUCUAUACUAGGCAAUGCAUUACUAACUUUAUUUUUUAAAAGUUUUAGUUCAACUAUUACACCAACCACUGUUUCAUCAUAUGACAAAAAUUCAUCAAUCAAUAAAUCUACACUGAUCUCAUCAUCACCACAACUUAUUAUGACACGAUGUAUUGCUGCAUACGCACAAGCUGUCAAAGAUCGUUCAAUUGCAUUAGAGCCGAACUUUCAUUAUAAUCGUGGUUUAGCUUGGCAUUAUCAGGAUUUAUUUGGACAAACAUUGAAAUGUUGGCUACAGGCUGUUUGUUUAGAUCCAGGCUGGCCUGCUCCACAAUAUGGUAUUAAACGUAUUAUUAAAUUUGUUAUGGAGUGGCAUAAAUUAAUGGAACAAUUCCACAAAAAACAAUCAAUUCAUAUUCACUCUACAGAAAUCAAAUCAGAUCAAACAGAAUUAUCAUCUAGCACAUUAAAGACAAGUUCCAUUAAUCACAAAUCAUCAGUUGAAAAACAACACCAACAAAUGAAUAAUGAAGAUGAGUUUAUUUCACCUCUUAGUCCGUUAAAGAAAUUGAUGGUGACAACUGUGCUUGAAAGUAGCAAUACAACGAAUACAGAUUCGUCUAGCAGUAAUAAUAAUAACAAUGAUGAUAAUAAUAACAGUAAUAGUGUUGUCCUCGACCAAUCAGAUAUAAGUCAAAACGUAUCAUCAUUGAAUCCCAAAGAGAUAUCAGCGUUAAAUCGUCUACUGGGACCUUAUUGUCCAUUUUCUGGCAAUGAUAAAAAUAAAUCUGGAUCAAAUUUCCAAACAAAAUGGAAUAAAAUUGGUAGUAAGAAGAAAAAACACUUGAAAGCUUCUAAAUAUAGUAGUAAAAACAAUAAUAAUAACGACACGUUAACCGAUUCAUCAAGUACUAAUGACAGUCGGUCAAAUUCAUUGGCUAAUUCACAUUGUUUGCAGUUUGCUCCAUUCAGUAAUUUACAAGUAGGAUUCAACAAGAACACUGUAUGCAUUGGACGUGUAUUUGCUGAAUUACCUAAUGAUUCUGAUUUAGCAUUAAAUUUACUUUUAAUCGAUCCAUAUGGUACCCCGUUUGCUGUACGAUUGUAUAAUGUUGGAAAAGGUGUUGGACCAACUCGGAAAGACAUCAUUGCUAUACCUCACCCGUUUGUUGAAGAAAUUUUAAUUGAAGGCUUCGUAUUACAUGCAUGUCUAAAUGCAUUGUCAAUUUUAGACAAUCAAUAUCUAUGUGAUAUGAUAGAGAAGUUUUCAUACCUUCGUACAUCUACGGCGUCGACUACUACUACAACCACUACUACUGACAACGAAUUAAGUAGUAGUGGUGGUAGCAAUGUUAACUGUACAAAGUCUGAAUCGAAUGCUCAAUUUUCUAAUGAACCUACUAUUAAUCUUCCAAAUCAAUUAAUGAAUCUUCAUAUGCGCAUCAUACGUGUUCCAUUGCCAAAUUUUCUUGUAGUUAAUGGUCAAACAGUUGGAUCUAGUUGGACGGCUGCACCCCAAUCCCAAGAAGAAUUAAAUUUAGAUCAAUUAAUUGAAGUUCUUAGUUAUGAUAAAAAAGAUUUACCAAUUGAAUUAACUGAAAAAACGAUUGCCAAUAAUCAACGUCAAGUUGGUAGUAGUAGAGCUAAAAUUUUAAUGCGUGGAGUUACUGAACAACAAUUAUUAGAUCUUGCUCAUUCAGCACGAGCAUUAUUUAUGAGUGAACCAGUUCUUGUGCAUAUUACUUCACCAUUAAUUAUUGUUGGUGAUUUACAUGGACAGCAUACUGAUUUAUUACAAUAUUUUAAACGAUGUGGUAAACCACCAGAUCAAAAAUAUUUAUUUCUUGGCGAUUAUGUUGACCGUGGUAGACAAUCAUUGGAAACAAUUUCGCUUAUUUUGGCUUAUAAAUUAAAAUAUCCUGAUAAAUUAGCUGUUUUACGAGGAAAUCAUGAAUGUAGUCGUAUAAACCGUAUCUACGGUUUCUAUGAUGAAUGUAAACGUCGUUAUUCAACAAAAUUAUGGAAAGUAUUCACUGAUUGUUUUAAUUGUCUUCCUUUAGCCGCACUAGUUGACAAUAGUAUGUUUUGUGCACAUGGAGGAUUAUCACCAGAUUUAAAGAAAUUAGAACAGUUGAAUGAAAUACGACGUCCAACUGAAGUACCAGAUAUGGGUAUUAUUUGUGAUUUAUUAUGGUCAGAUCCUGAUGGAUCAUAUGCUGGUUGGAAAGAAAAUGAACGUGGUGUUUCUUAUACAUUCGGUGAAGAUGCUUUACUUCGUUUCAUGAAUGAUUGUAACGUUAAGUUAGUGGUUAGAGCACAUCAAGUUGUUGAAGAUGGUUAUGAAUUUUUUGCUGAUAAAAAGGUUGUAACCGUAUUCAGUGCAGCAAAUUAUUGUGGUGAAUUUGAUAAUGCUGGUGCAGUUAUGCAAAUUAAUGAAGAUUCAGUUUGUUCAUUUGUGAUUUUAAAACCAUAUAUAACUAAAAAGAAAUCGACCUUGGAAGAAUCGGAAUCUACCGGAGACCUUGAAAAGAAAGAAGACUCCAAGGUAAAAGAACAAGAGGAGAUGACAGAAUCAGUAACCAACAUACAGAAAUCAAAGUAA
Molecule: messenger RNA, 3598 nt
Organism: Schistosoma mattheei
Lineage: Eukaryota; Metazoa; Platyhelminthes; Trematoda; Strigeidida; Schistosomatidae
Source: the annotation of a GenBank genome assembly